AUGGAGGGCUCAGCUAAUUUAGAGAUAGUAGUUGAUCCUAAAACAUCUUCUACAGGGCAGAGUUCGAUAGAGUUAGAGAGCGUUGGGAGUAUGGUCACCAGUAGCAGUUCCGGACAAGUUCAUGAUAAACUUGACGUACUUAAAUCUCCUCUAGUUGGCACUUUCGAAAGUACAAGUUGCCCAAAGAAGAAUCAAUUCUUCAUUCCAUCAUCGCCGCUGAAAAUCUCGUCAGAGGACGAGAUCCGGGACGCACACUGUUCCACCGAGUAUGACACUCGGCAGAAAUACAAAGCCCGGGUCGAAGAAGUGCGGAAGGCCUACAAUUUAUACUCCUGGGUGUUGGCCCUGAUAGUAUACCCCCUGGUGUUCCUGUUAGGCGCCCUAUUCUACUGGCUGACCUCGUCCGCUGCAGACGAGGACAUCGUUUUGCAGAAGGGCUAUAUGGCAUUCACAUACGUCUGUAUCGCCCAUGGGGGGACGGUCGUCUGCUUGCUGCUGCUCGUUGUAUUCUUCGUCAAGUACUGGAACGAGCCCGAAGUUCGGAGCCGCCACCACGGGUUUAUUGUCCACUACUGUGUGUGCGCCUUCCUGCUCGAGGUGUCUGUGCUGUGUACGGCUGCCUUGCUGCUGCAAAUUACCAGUCUCAAGGGGUUGAACGCCGACGGUAAGACACUCAAUGAAGUAUGGGUACAGACCGUAUUCGUCUCGCUAGUGUUCAUGAACUUCUGUGCUCUGAGCACGAUCGUUCCCAUCGUCGCACGUAUGCACUAUAUCUUCGAAUUGACCGGCAAUCGCAACAUCGAGCCGCGCUACUGGAAAGUGCCGGUAUUCUACUUAGUGCUGUAUGUGUGUACAUCAUUUACGUCGUUGAUGGCAUGUAGGUAUAUCAAGGAUGAUUGUACCACCGCUGAAACGUACUCAGGCACAAUCACGUUUCUGGUGGUGUGCAUCGUACACUACUACGUGUGCGCGUGGAGAGCGCGAUCGGCUCGAAAGAGCUUCAACGACUACUGGGGGAAUGUGCGCAUGUUCACGACCUUCACCAUCUUCGUAGGCUCAGUUGUAAGCUUUGGAAUGGUUGUAAAUCACCCCCUAAAUGUGAUUAUACUGUGGUUCUACGAGCCUCUGAUGAAAGUUUGGAUAUUCGGGCUCGAGCACUUCGCGUUUGUGGCCGUUCGUGUGCUUAGUAGGCAUUGGAAAGGCGUCGAAACACUCUCGAACAUCGAUAUGACCGGCGAUCACUACAGAGAAAUGGCAUAUACUGAAGGGGUAGUAGGUUUGCUAAAGAUCGAAGAGACGGCCGCGCUAUUCUUAGAAUUCUCGCGCAAAACAGUGCGCCAGGAGAGCAUUUUGUUUCUCGUAGCUGUGCUGAAAGGUCGGACCUGUCGCACCAAGGCAGAGCAAGAGGCGACCCGCAAGCACAUUCUAGAGACAUACAUAGCAACCCAAAGCGUGCAUCAGGUAAACAUCAGCCACCUGGAAAGGAAUACAAUCAUCGGACGGCUCAGCAAUAAGCAAUACACAGAGAGCGUCCCCAUGGAGGUUUUUGACGGUGCUUUCAGGGAGAUUACCCUGCUGGUGACUUCUAACUUGCUGGCCACUUUUCUGGCCAGUGAGGAGUAUCAGGCGUGGACGCAGAAAAUGGACCGGGAGGACAAAUUGGUGGCGUUGCUGAGGCAGAACCAGUUGCUGAAUGUGUGUUGA
Molecule: messenger RNA, 1704 nt
Organism: Sphaeroforma arctica JP610
Lineage: Eukaryota; Ichthyosporea; Ichthyophonida
Exons: 3
Coding region: 1-1704 (567 amino acids)
Source: RefSeq, a predicted model, not a curated record